Sinocyclocheilus grahami is the source of this 834-nucleotide messenger RNA. RefSeq lists its product as uncharacterized. Bases 76 to 834 code for a protein of 252 amino acids. The record is from RefSeq and is a predicted model, not a curated record. The transcript has 4 exons. Lineage: Eukaryota; Metazoa; Chordata; Actinopteri; Cypriniformes; Cyprinidae.
UGCAUUUAAUUUGGAAGAGUACAGUAAAUUGUUACUUAUAAUAGUUCAAAUCAUUAAUUGUUGUUGUUGUUAUUUAUGACUAAUUUCUGCUCUUUCUCUCUUUUCAGUGUCAUUUGCUGUACAUGUGGAAUUGCAAAGCCUGUUCAGUUGUUGUACCAAGAUGACAUUGAUGCAGCUCGUGAACUUGCCAUCAAAGGACUCUGUAUCUAUCUUAAUGAGGACCCUAAAGAUCUCAUUCAGGAGUAUGUGGACAUGGAAGAAGAUCUUUUACAGAGUGCCAUUGAGAAGACCACCAUGGGCAUCGUCGUGAUAAAGGACACUGCAGACAAUGAAGCCCAUGAUGUGGGAAUUGUGCUAGAGGGUGUGGCAGUGCUUCAGGACCUUGACAGUGUGACUUUUGCAACGUCAAUGUUGUUCGGUCUAAUUUAUGCUCUUAACCUGCAGUGCCCCACAAAGUUGCGUUUUACUUUUGAAAUUCUGCAAAAGCGCAUCAUGGAGUUGGAUGUAGGUGAACUCUCUAUCAAGGACAUGGAAGAAGAUCUUUUACAGAGUGCCAUUGAGAAGACCACCAUGGGCAUCUUCGUGAUAAAGGACACUGCAGACAAUGAAGCCCAUGAUGUGGGAAUUGUGCUAGAGGGUGUGGCAGUGCUUCAGGACCUUGACAGUGUGACUUUUGCAACGUCAAUGUUGUUCGGUCUAAUUUAUGCUCUUAACCUGCAGUGCCCCACAAAGUUGCGUUUUACUUUUGAAAUUCUGCAAAAGCGCAUCAUGGAGUUGGAUGUAGGUGAACUCUCUAUCAAGGCCCAAAAUCUAAAAUCUAAACUCCAUCAGUGA